AUGGCUGGAGAAACAAAAAUACAGAUGUUGAAAAGAAUAAUGGGUGUAUCAUUGAAGAAUGGCCUAAAUAAUGAGGAAAAAGUAUUGUCAGAGGACAUGAGAGCACUGGGCCUGAAACCAGGACUUGUCCAGAAUGGAGAAAAAUGCAAAAAAUGGAAUGCACUAGAAACCCCAGAGAAAUCUGACAAAAAUUUGGAACUGUCGCCACCACCACAACGCGAACAAGCAUCUUUUGAAAGGUUGGACAGCAACAUCAUGGAAACUCCUCUCAUUGAAAUAAAGUUACCUAAGACUCUAAAACAUUGGACGGGAGCAAAUACAUACUUCCAACUCCACAGAACGUCCUUACCAAAUGUAUCAGACAUCAACCAUUUUACCACCUCAUUCAAAUCACUGAUCUACAAUUAUUUUGCAUCCAACUACGGCACGAAGGACCUAAAGCAGUUAAAAUUACUUGGCCGCAACGACCACAGUUUUGACAUGAAAAUCAGUACAUUAAGCAAACAAAUAAGAACAAAACUGUUAUCAAUGAAAAAUGCAAAAACUGAAAAACAUGUCGACAUAACAAAACAACUGAAAGUCAAAUUCUGGUCAACAUGCAAAAAAUUGUUCAACCCAUCAAACAGCUUAACCCCAUCAUUCAGAAUCGACGACUGCAAGAAAUAUUUUUACAACAUACUCCACGACCCAUUUCACAACAAGUUUCGCCUUCCGAACUGGGUUCCAACAUUGCAGCAACCAACAAUUCCAUGCAACAUCAACCCCCCAACAUACCACGAAAUAGCAACAGUCAUUAGAAAAUGCAAACAUAGAACAUCCCCCUGUCUGCUUGAUCAAAUCUCAAUAAUUGUCUUCAAAAAAUGCCCUAUGCUGCGCACAAUCCCUCACCAAUUAAUAGUCAAAUGCUGGAAGUCUGCUACGAUUCCAUCCUCCAAUACCGGAAUAAAAUUACCCAAAUUAUCAACUCAGUGGUCUGAGGCCAACGCAUUCUUUCAGUUGGAAUUUAGAUAUCUGGACGUUAUCACAGAUAUCGACAGUUUCGCUAACAGCGGCUCAACUACAUCACAAUUCAAUAACAAUUUCUGGAAGUCAUGCAAAUCAUCAUUUUCUUCAUCUCCAAAUACACCUCCUCAAUUCAGUGUGGUCGACGCCAGCAACUUCUAUCGCAAAGGAUUGAUAGCGGAUAAUAAAACUUCUUUUGAAUUGCCGGAGUGGAUUCCUCCUCUACCGCCACCGUCAUUCGCUGGUGACACUGGACUACCAUUCUACAAUGAAGUUGCGUCAAUUGUUAAAAAAUGCAAGGCCAAAGCAACGCCCUGUCCGUUAGACCGAAUUUCAACAAUUGCGCUGAAGAGGGAUGUGCGGUUCAACAAUAUUCCCCUACCAGAUCAUCAGCGCAAGCUGUUGAUCAAUGCUAAUCAAGAUAUCGAGAUGGGAGGUGAACUGUUCUUCCCGAUCUUGUGGUUCUCCGGGGUGAUGGAAUGUGUUGUAGAAGGUGGUGUUGGCGCUGUGGUCGUUGGCAUGGGUGACGGUAUCGACGGUGCCGAAAAAGAUGUGAACUGGCUGCCUCUGUCUGUUGUAAUGGUUUCUGGGACUCCAUACUAG
Helobdella robusta is the source of this 1605-nucleotide messenger RNA. RefSeq lists its product as hypothetical. The record is from RefSeq and is a predicted model, not a curated record. Lineage: Eukaryota; Metazoa; Annelida; Clitellata; Rhynchobdellida; Glossiphoniidae. Bases 1 to 1605 code for a protein of 534 amino acids. The transcript is spliced from 9 exons.